Messenger RNA from Colias croceus (clouded yellow), 3379 nucleotides. Its product is annotated as probable protein phosphatase 2C 58. The transcript has 10 exons. NCBI's taxonomy places the organism in Eukaryota, Metazoa, Arthropoda, Insecta, Lepidoptera, Pieridae. Gene Ontology annotation, molecular function: protein serine/threonine phosphatase activity; cation binding. Gene Ontology annotation, biological process: protein dephosphorylation. The record is from RefSeq and is a predicted model, not a curated record. The coding region runs from base 95 to 2116 and encodes 673 amino acids.
GAGAAUGAACUAAGCUUGCCGCCUGCGCGAUUUACUCUCUAAGUUCGCGCGUUUAUAAUUUUUCAUUCUAAUUAUAUGUUUAUAUAUCAAGAAAAUGGGUGCUUAUUUAUCAGAGCCUGUUACUGAAAAAAUAUCAAGUGAUGAAUCAAACGGCAAUCUCGAAUGCGGCGCGAGUUCCAUGCAGGGGUGGCGUGUCAACCAAGAGGAUGCGCACAACACAAUUUUGGACUUUGACUUGAAUACAUCAUUAUUUGCUGUUUAUGAUGGUCAUGGAGGGGCUGAGGUGGCCACAUACUGUUCUCAGAAUUUACCUAAUUAUAUAAAAAACACAGAAGCAUACAAGAAUGGAGAUCUGGUUAAAGCAUUAACAGAUGCAUUCCUUGGAUUUGAUGCUACAAUUGCAUCUAAAGAGGUUAUGGACAUUUUAAAGGAAUUAGCAGCAGGUGAAAUAAAUCCUCCUGGUCCCAGUGAUAAUGAAGAAUCUGAAGAUGAAAGUAUAAGUAAUUUGUAUAAAGAAGCACGCCUCCCACUUCAGGAAAUUCCUUUCCAGGAAGUAUUGGCUAAAUAUGAAAAUAAAUUAAGUACAUUACACCGUGCCAGACUUGGUGAUACAAGUACUCCAUUGUCACCUUGCCUCAGAGCAAAGAAAAGCCUGGAGGAAGCUGGAGGUUCAGGUGCCGGUGCUUCAAGUUCCAGUUCAGGAUCAAGUUUUGCCGCAGGAUCAAGUACAGAACAACCAGUAAUUGAAGCCUCAUCGAGCAGCAAUGGUUCAGCCAAUACCCAAGAAAAUGGUACUGGUAAUGCAGAUGAUACUGGUGGAGUUUCAUCCUCAAAUUCAAAUGAUGACAAAGAUACAAAUGGAGAGGUAUCCACAAGUGAGCCUGAUGAGAAGGCCAAAGAAAAAAUCUCAAUGAAAGUAGAAAAGACAGCACCAGAUAGUUCAGCAGACAACUGUGGUCAACCAGAGCAAAGUGAAAAUUGCAAGGAAAAAGCUGAUACCAAUACACCAUCUGAAGCUUGCAAUGGGGAGGUCACAGAAUCAAAACAAGGCGGGGAAGAGAAUAUAACAUCGUCCAAUGGCUGUAACACACCAGAAAAUGCCAAAGGUACAGACAAGUUCCCAGUAUCAAGCACAGACAAAGCACUUCCAGAGAGGCCUAAGAAAACCAAACUGCGGCGUGCAGCAGCAGCCGUCUACGAAACCUUGCUCCGACGAGCUUCAGCUGAUGAUGAUGACAGUGACUCCAAUGAUGAAACCUUUGAAGGUGGUGAAGUUGAUUCUUCUGAGGAAGAAAACGUUAAUGGAGUGGAGGAAUCUUCCAAUGAUGGUGAAGCUGAAGAAGAGGAAGAUGAGGAAGAGGAUUAUGAAGCAGAUUCCAGUGACGAGGAGUGUGAAGAUGGCAUGUCACUAUCUGAGGAGCCAGGCAAUGACAGUGGCUGUACUGCAGUGGUAGCUUUGUUGAAAGGAAAUGAGCUCUAUGUUGCAAACGCUGGUGAUUCCAGAUGUAUCAUCUGCAGAGAAGGAAAAGCUAUUGACAUGUCGAUUGACCACAAACCGGAAGAUGCACCAGAGCUUGAAAGAAUAACCAAAGCUGGUGGGAAAGUGUCGAACGAGGGCCGUAUUAACGGUGGACUUAACCUGUCCAGGGCUAUCGGUGAUCACUCCUACAAACAAAACAAGGACUUAGAUGCUACUGAGCAAAUGAUAACCGCUCUACCGGAUGUCAAAACAUUAACUAUAGAACCUGAGAAGGAUCAAUUUAUGGUGCUGGCUUGUGAUGGUAUAUGGAACUUUAUGUCUAGUCAAGAUGUGUGUGACUUCAUCUUACCCAGAUUGGCUGAGGGAAGGGAGAAGUUGUCUCAAAUUUGUGAAGAGAUGUUUGAUCAUUGUUUAGCUCCAAGCACAAUGGGUGAUGGGACAGGCUGUGAUAAUAUGACUGCUAUUAUUGUACGAUUCAAAGACGGAGUCAUUGUUGAUGUUGGACAACACAAAAACAACACGGAAGCUCCAAAGAAGAGGGCUGCCGAAGAGGAACCCAGUGAAGAUCAACAGGAUUUAAAACGGCAAAAGGUUGAGGAUCCCUUGUCCAGUUCAAUAGUGACUUCAAGUGUUUAAACUAGCUAUUAAGGACAUUAUGACUAUUGAAAGUUUGGUGGAAUGGUGAGUUUGAUAACUUAAUAUUUAGGGUUUAUACUGUAUAAUGGUUUUCUUUAUUUAAGUCAAAUCACUUUUAGUUUUUCUUUAAACAUUACAUUACGAUUCUGGAAUUAGAUAUGAAGAUAAUCAUGUAAUGUUUAUAAGUAUGGCUUUAUUUCACAUAAAUAUCAGAUAAAGAGAAAUAAUUGCGUUUCGAUAUAACAUGUAAUAAUAGAUUUAGAAAAACAAUACUUGGAAUAUUUAUGUACCUGCUAUUUUUUUAAGUUUGUUACAAACAUUGUAUUCUAUCUUGAAUUUUUCAAUGCAUUUCUUUAAUACAGUUUUCUCCCUAUUUAGUGUAUUUCUUAACAUUGUCUUAUAUAAUGUAUGUAUUUGAUUCUAGAAUAUUCAUAUUAUUUUCUCCUUAUCGUCAUGCCCAAGAAAUAGAAUGGGGUUCUUAAUCAAAUGUGAAUCACACGAUCAUUGUGUUUCAAUUACAGUAGAUAUUUGGAAAACGAUUAAGACAUUUAUAAUUUAUUAUAGAACUGACUUGAUGAUAAUAGUAUAGUGUGUAAGUAGUUAAUGUAAGCUGAGUAAGUAUUUGAUUCCAACUUCACUUUUUAUGAUAGAAGUUAAAGAUUUUUUUUUCAUAUUAUGUAAGGAUGACACACAGUGUUUGUCUUUUUUCUUACAUGAGUCAUUUAUAUUGACAUUUUGGUUUAAAGACUUAUAUCUUUGUAUUCCUCAAGUUUAAAGUUAAUUGAGAAACUUAAACAAUUUAUUACUGCUUAUUAGUUUUUUUUCAUACAUUGCAUCUUUUCAAAUAAUAUUGUAAGUAACAAAUCAAAGUGUGGUAAGAUAUUUAUUCAUCAUAAUAUGGAAGGUAAUUUAUUUUGAAAAACUAUUGCUUAACCGUUCAUAUGGCACUGUUAAAAAUACAAUCAAAAUGUUUUUAAUUUAAUCUAUCAUGUGAUGUAAAAUGUUGAUAAAUCUUAUUUAACAUUGGCAUGUUCCUAUACGAAAUUAAUGUGAUUAUAAUAAUAUGAGAUGUGCAUACUAAAAUGCACUACUCAACAUGUUACUCCAUAUUAAAUAUGAGUGUGGUUUAUAUUUUUGUUACUAGCAAUACUCUUGACAAAUAUCAUCAAUGACUAUAAUUUUGAAACUUGAUCCCAAUUACUUGUAAAAUUUAUUUCAUUUCAUGUGUGUAUCAUUGAAAAAUAUAAAUUUUUACAGACUGCA